CAUUUCUGAUCGCAGGUUUGCUCAAUUGCCACUUCACUGAACCAAUGCCGGACCCCGGAUCGCCUUCUGGCAAGAUCCGUCGUGGACAUACAGGUUGCAAGGCGUGCCGGCGCCGAGGCAAACGCUGCGACGAGAGCAAGCCAGUGUGUCGAGGUUGCCAGAGACUCUCACAAAACUGCGAAUAUGGCACCAACUUUUCCUUUCGUCAUUACGGCGCCUAUCAAAACCACUCACGCAAUGUGCGGCAUACAUCCAUGCCUGGUCCAAAAGGAUGCUCGGAUUCUUUGCCUCAACAAAAAUGGCCGGGAGCCGCGCCAGGACGAAUUUUCGUAAAAGCAAGACCGAAUGCAGCCCUUCCCUCGGCACCGUCUGCGGAAGACGACAUUUACUUUAAGCACUUUGACAGUCAUGUGCGAGCCGUAUUGCCCGGUUCUCUUAAAGAAAUCCCCCAGAGCAGCAUCCUGUCUUCUGAUUCCCUGCGCUACGCUGUCCUUUGCUUGUCUGCCUCCAACCUGUCCAUGCUCGACACUCGCGUGGAUUCCCGUCGGCUUCCAUCCGAUGACCGAAUAUCAGUCUUCAGCCCAAUAGCCAACCGCACACACCACGAUCAAGCACGAAAAUACCACGACCUGGCGAUGGCUGGUGUUGGCUCCUCGGAGAAGAUCAACGAACCGAUACAUUAUGCGGUGGUCUUGGCCACCAAGGUCCUUCUGGCCAUAUAUCACCACGCGUCGACCGACCACUUGCACUUCCGACUGGGGAUAGAGAGCACUCACCAUUUCGUUUCCCGGCAUAGCAUGACCCUCUUGCAGACCGAACUCGGGCUUCAAGCCUUGCAAAUGUGGCAUCGCCUCUCCGCCUCCUCUCGGACAUCGAGAGACCCCUCCCUCCUCCUGGAAGGUGAAUCUAACCCAUAUCUCCAGUCCAAAUAUCCCUCGCCGCAUACGAUGGAGGGCCUGUCCCUGACUUGCAUUUUGAGGAUGAGUUCGGAUGAAUUGAUUUAUGACAUUUUGAUCAAAACCAUCGGGAUCCGAAGAAGGGCAGUCGUGUUCCGUGCCGUGGCCGGUGUGCACAAUAUCUCCAACGAAUCCAAAAACCUUGGACCCCUGGCUCAUGAUCAUCUGGAAAGAUUGCUGGGCAACCAUGGCAGGAAAGAAGAGCACGACGAAGCACAGACGACCUUUGUCAGAGGGUCUCACUUGAUCGGGCUCCUACAAAUUCAACGAGACAGACUGACCGUGUGGAAAACUCGGAUUGACAGGGAAUUCCAAAGUAGUCUGCAUGAUGGUCAUGUGAGCUUGAGAUAUGACGAUUUCCCUCCAUUUUCUCGUCAUCGAGAUGCCAUGAAUGCGCUCUACUACCUCCUUUGCCUAGUGAUGAUCGAGACACUUCAAAGAGAGGACUCCGGAGUUGACUCGCCCAAGUCGACGUCUCAGACAUACAUUUCCCCCAUUCAACGGACCGUGGACAUUAUGCUCGGUAUCAUUGACGUGCUCGACUUCGCCACGUCGAACACUUCAGACGUGUAUACUUUUAGUUUGACGGAAGUUUUGCUACAGUUGGCGCUCGCAUGGCAUUCCACCUCGACCUUCCACCAUAUUCUUGAUAUCACCUGGCCUCUCCUCGAGACCCGAGGACGUGGGUUUGAACAUUCACACUAUCCCACUCACUUAGCGAAGCGCAUCAUCGCUCUCCUGGCCAGUAACUGGGCUCGAGGAAGAUCCAUCAACAUUGCCUCUUUGGCUGUCGAGGAAAGCACCCCAAAACUACACUUGUUGGCGAUUGGCAAGCCGGUUGAUCUCGUGGUUUGCGGCCAUGACAUUCAUGGAAGAUACUUUGUCGACAGAGUACCAUUGUCGUGAAUCUCGAGGUUGAAGACACUCUUCCGAUUUGCCCUUGAUCCUGCAGGGUAAGUAGGUAGUCCCAUCUGCGCCGGCUGUUGUCUUUAGGCCGUGCGAAUGCUGUGCAAGGUACAAGGUCUCACCAUGGCGAACGGGCAUUGGUGCUGAUGCUCGGUGAGUGGUCUGGGUGGCUCAGCGGUUACGUGGUGUGGUGUGGUGUGGUGUGGUGGAACGAGACGUGGCUAACGGCGACGGUAGGACUGCACCACGCUGAUGAGGGCCGGGGCCACGACCGAAGAGACCUUUGAUUCUAAUUUAACCACUACUGGGAGGCUAUGGCCAGCAGCAGAAAGCGAGUAGGCCGACCGAUACCGUGACCAUUGAGGCUCUCUUCUGUCUCCUAUCGGUGCUCUUCAAGUGCAAGGUCUCCCGUCCUCAACGAAAUACUUCAAGUGAUAUAACUACCGUCAAUUGAAUGACGCUGGGUGGAAAUAUCUUGUAGGUUUCGACACUCUUUUUGAUGGGUUUUGUGGAUGGGCACAUAGGUACUAGUACUUAGAUGUUCACCCUUAGGUUCCAACUCGCACGCCAUAUCGCGUGAUGAGUGUUUGCCUCGUUUGGUUCGCCAGAUUCAACAACUCGCAACCCCAUUCGGGACACGGCACUCCAGCGACUUUGAGAGCCCAUUUCCCACAUUCUUCGAGCCGACGGAUCGCGGCGGUAAUGGCUUCUGGCAUUGUCACCACCAGAGAGUCGAUGCAUCGACAUGGAUUCCAGAAACAUGUUCAUCGACGGAGUCGCUAAGC
Molecule: messenger RNA, 2647 nt
Organism: Exophiala mesophila
Lineage: Eukaryota; Fungi; Ascomycota; Eurotiomycetes; Chaetothyriales; Herpotrichiellaceae
Exons: 2
Coding region: 45-1862 (605 amino acids)
Biological process (GO): positive regulation of transcription by RNA polymerase II
Cellular component (GO): nucleus
Molecular function (GO): transcription cis-regulatory region binding; zinc ion binding; DNA-binding transcription factor activity, RNA polymerase II-specific
Source: RefSeq, a predicted model, not a curated record